AUGCCUUCCGAAGCCUCAGCCUCAGCCUCUCGUUUCAUCCCCGAACCCAAGACAGUCGCGGUGAUCCCCAUCCCUAUUUUCAGUAAACUGAGGCUAAUUCGUUCUCGCGACCGUCCUGAAGAGGCGUCCAAGCUCGGCGUCGACCGCGGUCCGGUCAGGCUCGUGGAGGCGGGGCUGCCCGAACAGAUCGCGGAGCUCGGCUGGAAGGUUGAGUUCGACGGGCACCAUCAGUUCGAGGAGAUCGACGAGGAGAAUGACCCGCCAAUCGGCAAGCUGAAGAACCCGCGCCUCGUCUCGCGCGUGUGCGAGGCGGUCGCGAAGGUCGUUGGAGGGCAUGCGAAGAAGGGGCAGAUGACGCUGACGUUGGGCGGGGAUCAUUCGUUGGCCAUGGGUACGAUUUCGGGGACGCUGGAUCGCUACCCUGACGCGUGCGUGAUCUGGGUGGACGCGCACGCCGACAUCAACACCGCCGAGACGACUGAGUCAGGCAACAUCCACGGCAUGCCCGUGUCCUUCCUGCUCGGGCUGGGCCCCAAGAUUCCUGAAUUCAGCUGGGUGCGCCCCGCCCUCGCGCCGAUGCGCUUAGUGUACAUCGGCCUGCGCGACGUUGAUGCGGGCGAGAAGCGCAUCCUGAAGGAGAGUGGCAUUCGUGCGUUCAGCAUGCACGAGGUCGACAAGUACGGCAUCGGCAGGGUGGUCGAAAUGGCGCUCGACCACGUGAAUCCGGGCAGAGACCGCCCGAUCCACCUCAGCUUUGAUGUGGAUGCGCUCGACCCGAGCGUCGCGCCGUCGACAGGAACGCCGGUUCGUGGCGGUCUCACCUUCAGGGAGGGACAUUACAUCUGCGAGGCGAUCUACGAGACCGGAUGUCUUGUCGCUGUGGAUAUAAUGGAGGUCAACCCGUCGCUUGCGGAGGACAAGGAUGUGGAGCAGACUAUCGCAGUGGGCUGUUCGCUCGCGCGAUCUGCGUUAGGCGAGACGCUCCUGUGA
Laetiporus sulphureus 93-53 is the source of this 990-nucleotide messenger RNA. Its product is annotated as Ureohydrolase. The transcript is spliced from 9 exons. Gene Ontology annotation, cellular component: nucleus; cytoplasm; cytosol. Lineage: Eukaryota; Fungi; Basidiomycota; Agaricomycetes; Polyporales; Laetiporaceae. Gene Ontology annotation, molecular function: arginase activity; manganese ion binding. Bases 1 to 990 code for a protein of 329 amino acids. The record is from RefSeq and is a predicted model, not a curated record.